AUGAGUUAUCCGGAUAAUAAUGCAAGUGCUAAUGUUAAUCCUACUGAGAAUAAUGAAAUCGAGAUAGAUGAUCAUGCACCAUUAUGGAAGUAUGUUAAAAAACUUGACAAGUUAGGAAAAGGAGGAGGAAAUACUAUGUUUAAAUGCAAUUAUUGUCAUAAUACUUACAAAGGCUCCUACUCUAGAGUCAAGUUUCAUUUGUUGAAAAUAUCAGGCAACGGGAUUGCACCUUGCGAAAUGGUUACUGAUGAAGUUUUUGCAGAAAUGAAAAAACUUGUGAGAGAAUGUGAAUACCGGUUGAAAAGUGCAGCUCCAAGACAAGUGUCUUUGCCUAAUACUAGUUCUUUACUUUGUUCUUCUGUGUCUAAUGUUGAGCAAAAGAAGAGAAAGGGAAUGAAUGGGCCCCUUGAUAGAGCUUUUCAAAAUGAGCCUAGAGAACAAUGUGAUGCUGAAGUUGCAAGAAUGUUUUAUACAGGUGGAUUGUCCUUCCACUUGGCAAGGAAUCCACAUUAUCGAGACUCCUAUUUUCGUGCUUCUACGCUUCCAGGAUAUGUUCCACCAGGUUACAAUGCACUAAGAACUACUCUUUUGCAACAAGAGAAGAGGCACGUUGAGCGAUGUUUACAACCAAUCAAGAGUACAUGGAGCACUAAAGGUGUAAGUGUGUGUAGCGAUGGGUGGACAGAUUCACAAAGAAGACCACUUAUUAACAUUAUGGCAACUUGUGAAAGCGGGCCUAUGUUCUUGAAGGGAAUUAAUUGUGACGAAGAGUACAAGGACAAAUAUUGUAUUGCCAACUUUCUUAUCGAUGCCAUUAAGGAAAUUGGUUAUCAAAAUAUGGUUCAAGUAAUCACUGACAAUGCACUAGUUUGUAGAGCUGCUGGAUUACUUGUUGAGGCUAGAUAUCCCAAUAUCUUUUGGACACCAUGUGUGGUUCACACUCUUAAUCUUGCUUUGAAGAGCAUAUGUUCACCAAAACCAAAUGACGAUUGGUAUGAUAAAUGUAGUUGGAUUUCAGAGAUUGCUGCUGAUGUUGGGUCCAUAAAAAUUUUUAUUGUGAACCAUAAUAUGAUAUUGACUAUGUAUAAGGACCACUGCAAGUUGAAGCUGCUCUCCAUUGCUGAAACAAGGUUUGCGUCUAGACUUGUGAUGAUUAGAAGAUUUAAGGAAGUAAAGGAAGGUCUAGAACAAAUGGUGAUUAGUCCAAACUGGUCUUUAUAUAAAGAGGAUGAUGUUAGCAAAGCAAGAAGAGUGAAGGAAAAGAUAUUGGAUGAAUACUUUUGGGAUGAGAUUGAUUAUAUACUUUCCUUUACAGCUUCUAUAUUUGAGAUGAUUAGGAUGGCUGACACAGACAAACCUUCUCUUCAUUUGGUUUAUGAGUGGUGGGAUACCAUGAUAGAGAAGGUGAAGGCAGCUAUCUAUAGGAAAGAGCACAAGCAACUGCAUGAAGAAAGCGACUUUUUUGAUGUGGUGUAUCAAAUUAUACUGGAGCGAUGGACUAAGAGUAGCACACCACUCCAUUGUUUGGCACAUUCUUUAAAUCCUAAGAAGAGCCCAAGCUACAAAGAAGGUGUUACUCAAAUGUGGGAUAUUGGAGGAGAUGGAUUUGAUAACUUGGGUGAAGAAGGUGUUGGGAUGCUUGAAAUUGCUAACCUUUCUCUAGAUGAACCAUCAUUGGAGGUUGCUUUAUUUACCGGAGAAGACAUUAUAAAUAUUGUAGUUGAUUGA
Prunus persica (peach) is the source of this 1728-nucleotide messenger RNA. RefSeq lists its product as uncharacterized. The coding region runs from base 1 to 1728 and encodes 575 amino acids. The record is from RefSeq and is a predicted model, not a curated record. NCBI's taxonomy places the organism in Eukaryota, Viridiplantae, Streptophyta, Magnoliopsida, Rosales, Rosaceae. Gene Ontology annotation, molecular function: DNA binding. The transcript has 2 exons.